AUGGAUCAUAGCACUCCAGCCCUUGCAGAAAUCAAAGGGAGGACCUUGAAGCCCAACACACUACAGGUAACUCUUGGCAUCCCAAAUAGAAACCACCAGAGCAUCGGCAUCUUUUCUGUGAUAGCAGGGCUCCUUGCCACCCUCCUGAUCAUUACGAUUUUGUGCAUCUUGUGGAGCUGGAAGAAACGCCCAGUUCCUUACUUCCGAGUUACUGCCAUGUCCUCGUUGACCCUGCCUCAGUACAGACAAAGACCUAAGAACAUUUAUGACUUCUUGCCUCGGAGGCCAGAAGAGCCAGGGAGACAUCAAUCCAGGAACAUUCGCGUUUUCAGCACUGAAAGCCUCCUUUCCAGAAAUUCUAACAGCCCUACCCCUCAUCAUGCGUCUUCAUGCAUGGGCAAUGCCGUCCAGGUGCGUCAAGGCCAUACCUGUACCGUAGCGUAUGUGAUGGGUGUCUAUGACAAUGCCAUGGUGCCCCAGAUGUGUAGGACCCUCACUCCUUCAGCAUACUACAUCAAUGUCGGAGCUUCCAGAGACGACCUAAGCAUUUCAUCAGAGGAUUCGAGGGACUAUGUCAAUGUGCCCAGAGCCGAAGAGAUCACUGUGACUGUAACUUCCACCUCCCCUGGGAACCUCUUUGUCCUCCCAAGAGCACAAGAGCUGGACUUUCCUGACAAAAGAGACAUGGGCCACAGGGAUACCAGUGAAGACACCAGAGUUUGGUCUCCAGGAACUGAGAGCGAUGACCAACUCAGUGAUGAGGAAAGUUCUUCUCAGACUUCAAAUGACUAUGUGAAUAUGUCAGAAUUCAAUCUUGGGGCCACCCAGGCAGAGCAGUCCUGGAUGACUUUGCAGUGCUCCCGAGAUUAUGAAAAUGUUCCAUCAGCAGAUGCCGAUGGAGGCCAGCAGCAGGCAGGGGAAAGAGUGACAUCCUUAAAUAUAGACCCUGUAGAAGGCAGGACAGAUGCUCUGGGGACCCACAUGCAGCCUGUCAUGCAGUCAGGCAGGUUUCUUGUUUUAGUGGAUCACAUGACCUUUCAGCCAUUGGCACAGAGUGAGAAUAGUCAGAUGAAGCAUGGAGAAGAGUCAUCAAGUGAGGAUGAUAGUGACUAUGAGAGAGUGCUACCUGCCAAUUUAGAAUACAGAGACUCUGAGCAGGGACUGGAUACCCAGCUCCUUCCUGAUGAAUUAAGACCUAGUCACCCAGCUGGAAAGCUCCAGGGGGUGGUUUAUCCUGCUGUACCCAUGACCUCAUCUGCAAGGCGAAGUGAAAGCCCAACCCCGGAGGCCCGCCCUGGAAGGCGAACAGCUGAGAGGUGGAGGCUCCCGCAGCCUCCUCCUCCCGGGGCUGUCGGGCCAGCGCUGCGCUUUCGCAACCAGCGCCCAUCCGCCCAACCUCGGUCAGCUCGGCGCCCAACGCCAGGCAGUAGGGGCAUCUGUGGCCCUGUCAGUGCCUUCCGCAAGUGCUACCACCCGCUGGCAGGCGAACUACCUGGGAUUAACUACCCGGAAGGAUUAACUACCCGCAGGAUUAACUACCCGGAAGCCGCUAUCCUCUUAGCUAACUAG
Chrysochloris asiatica (Cape golden mole) is the source of this 1569-nucleotide messenger RNA. It is a transcript of the gene LAX1, whose product is annotated as lymphocyte transmembrane adaptor 1. NCBI's taxonomy places the organism in Eukaryota, Metazoa, Chordata, Mammalia, Afrosoricida, Chrysochloridae. Bases 1 to 1569 code for a protein of 522 amino acids. The record is from RefSeq and is a predicted model, not a curated record. Gene Ontology annotation, biological process: negative regulation of T cell activation; intracellular signal transduction; lymphocyte activation. Gene Ontology annotation, cellular component: plasma membrane. The transcript has 6 exons.